GGACUACUAAGAUGUUCCUCUAACUAAUAUAUCAACUAAUAUAUCAACUUUUAGAGUCAUUUCAAUUGAGUAAUUUGUUAUUGAUAAGCGUAUAUUGAAUAUAUAUAUAUAAAACUGUCGUUUUUGGAGAGUAAAUUCGUUUACACGAAAUUUUAAGUAAUAACGUAUACUUCGAAAUCAUUAUCUGAGGAUUUUUGGGGUCGCUGAAUACAAAUCUGAUGUGAAAGAUACAAAAUUCAAAAUGGCGAACCCAAUACAGCGGGCUGAUUUGCGGAAGAUCAGUUGAACUCGCUUGAAACUUGUUACUCGAGGGUUUUCGAAGUCGCCGAAUACGAAUCCGGUAUGAAAAAUACAAAAUUCAAUAUGACGAACAUAAUUAUUAUAGAAUUAUAGAAAUUUAUUAUUAUAGAAAGAAUAAUUAUAGAAAUGAGACAGGCUGACUGCGCUUGAGAACCGGGCAACCUGACCGGUGUCAACCGAACCUUGCUGAAUAUAUUCGUCAUAGCUCUGGCAUUUCGAAUUCUCGAUAACGAGUUUGUAAUUAACAACCUCGAAAACCCUUAAAUAACAAAUUUCAAGCGAAUUCGACUGAUUUUGCAAAUUUCGUCCGCCCAUAUUGGGCCCGCCAUUUUGAAUUUCGUAUUUUUCACAGCGGAUUUAUAUUCGGCGAUCCUAAAAACCCCUGAGUAACAAGUUUCAUAAAAUAAUAAAAAAAAACGUGCAACAAAGGGUUAAUAACGUUUCGCUCACGCGCGUUUCUCAUCCGCGCCAUAUCUUCGCGCUCGCCGGACGCGCGAUUAAGCGCAGCUUAACGGUGAAAGUUAGAAGAAGAAGCUAAAGUAAAUUACACAUUACAGACGCCAUGCGUGUGUAUGUGUCUUGUGAUCUAUUCUUCGAAUGCGAUAUAUAUAGCAGUUUGGACAUCGCGAAAUUUUGUAAAGCUCUAAGUUCUCGCGAGAAGAAGAUAUUCCGAUGUUCCAUGUCUGAAAAAAAGAAAAAGAAAAUAAACGUAAAUUACGCACACGAGACGCCACGGACGUGUUACACUCGAAAGUUAUUUUUUUAUUGUCUAAAACGUUAUUUUGCGUGCAGCAACAUGCAGCUGCGAGUCGGCGAGCUUACCGUUGACAAACUCGACAUGAUAGAAGACAUGAAAGGCAACGCCGGCGACCUGGGAAGAUUAAUCAUCACGAACCUGAGAAUCAUAUGGCAUUCCUCGUCCUUGCCGCGGAUCAAUCUAAGUAUAGGCUACAACACCUUCGUCACCGUGAACUCCAGGAUCCUCCACAUGGUCCACGGCGGGUACAUACAAGCUCUUCACGUGUUAACUUCCUACCGAAACUGCCGAUACGAAUUCAUGUUUACGAAUCACGAUACGAAAAGCACGAGGCACUACACCUCGGUCGUAGGCGUUUACAGAGCUUACGUGUCGUCGAAGAUCUACCGAGAGAUCAAACUGCGAAGCGGCAUUAUACAGGAAAAUCGACUGGUCCUGCUGCCGCAGGAGAAGGUGCAAUCUUCUGUGCAGGAUGUUUGGAAUCUGUCCAUCGAACAGGGGAACAUCGGGACUUUUAUCAUAACAAAUAUACGUUUGGUGUGGUAUGCGGAUGUGAACCAUCAGUUUAAUGUGUCGAUACCUUAUCUUACAAUUGGAAACAUCACUAUUAGAACAUCGAAAUUCGGGCCGACUUUGGUAAUCUUAAGUACGGAGGCCAGCGGAGGAUACGUCCUAGGUUUUCGCAUUAAUCCCUUGCAGCAGCUUCACAUCACUCACAAAGAGAUCUCGGUGCUCCGUUCGGAAUUCGAUAAGUUUCCGAUUUUCGGUGUGGAGUACACGUUCGAGCAUCAGGCGCCGUUACAGGAGGAAGUUAGCAUGGAACAUUUUACUGAGAUACAGGACAAUCAAGCUGAGAUAUCGAAUGUCUUCGGUUAUUAUUUUUCCGAGGGAGAGACGGGUCAGAGAAAGCCUAAUUUCUCAAUUCAUCUAGGACUCGCGGCAGAAGAGCCAAGAGAAGGUAGUACGUUACAGAGCCUAUGGGAACUAGUACCGUCGUCUGUUAAUUAAUUUCCUAGCUUAGACAUCUUUCUUUUCUGCCAAGUUCUGCCACUCUCUUUCUCAUUCAUUCUAAUGCUUAGCUAAUUACGAGACAACUCUUUCCUGUUAUUAAAGGUUAGCUUUACAAGGGGAUAAAAGCAAACCCAUUUUGUACAAAGAGAUAUCAUAACAUGAUAUAUUAUUAACUGUAUCAUGCUACAUGUAUCCGAAACACAAUUCUGCUCACGUUACUUCAUGUCUUUUAGCAAAGUCUCUUAACAAAGCACAAUAUUAAUUGACAAAUAAAAUUCUAUUUUUCCCUUCAGUUUUAUAAAAACACCGUCGCAAUAGAUUAUACAAGAAAAGUGUUGCUUGACAUACUUGUGAAAAAAAUAAAUAAUUAGAAAUGGAAAUAAUAUAGUAUAUAAUUAUAACCACACACGCGCGCGCAUACAUUCACACAGGUGUCGAUAAACCUUUUUAGUUGUGUAAUUGCUCUUGGUGUGUGCUCUCUUGUG
Molecule: messenger RNA, 2553 nt
Organism: Harpegnathos saltator (Jerdon's jumping ant)
Lineage: Eukaryota; Metazoa; Arthropoda; Insecta; Hymenoptera; Formicidae
Gene: BBS5
Product: Bardet-Biedl syndrome 5 protein
Exons: 7
Coding region: 863-2065 (400 amino acids)
Biological process (GO): intracellular transport; cilium assembly
Cellular component (GO): BBSome; ciliary basal body
Molecular function (GO): phosphatidylinositol-3-phosphate binding
Source: RefSeq, a predicted model, not a curated record